Molecule: messenger RNA, 2811 nt
Organism: Phycodurus eques (leafy seadragon)
Lineage: Eukaryota; Metazoa; Chordata; Actinopteri; Syngnathiformes; Syngnathidae
Gene: sprtn
Product: SprT-like N-terminal domain
Exons: 5
Coding region: 184-1875 (563 amino acids)
Biological process (GO): DNA repair
Cellular component (GO): nucleus
Molecular function (GO): metalloendopeptidase activity; polyubiquitin modification-dependent protein binding; single-stranded DNA binding
Source: RefSeq, a predicted model, not a curated record
UUGAACUGGCGCUAUUUGUCGUGUCGUAAACAGCUCCGCAAAUCGUUAUUUUCCUAUUGUUUUCGUUUAAAAACUAUUAUUUUGACAAUAAAUGCUUACACUUGACAGCCGCUGUUGGAGUUGCAGUGGGAGUGCCACAUUUGGCAGGCCCCAAAACGGUAGUUGACGUGAUUUAUACGUGACAUGGAUGACGACUAUGCGCUCGCCCUGCAGCUUCAGGAGCAGUUCGACCAUGAAGCGAACGACGCGGAGCUGGACGGCGGUUACGGCGGGGGCGGGCCGCUGGUCCCCUGGAAGCCCGAGAAACCGUUGUCCAUCGUGGACGCGUCGUGGGAGACGCUGGACCCCACGCCCGACGUGCGCGCGAUGUUCCUGGAGUUCAACGACAGGUUCUUCUGGGCCAAACUCAGCGGCGUGGAGGUCAAGUGGAGCCCCAGGAUGACCCUGUGUGCCGGCGUGUGUUCUUACGAGGGUCGCGGUGGACUUUGUUCGAUCAGACUCAGCGAGCCUCUGCUCAAGCUCAGACCCCGGAAAGACCUGGUGGAGCGGUGCUGUAUAUCGUUGUGUGGUCAGACCCUGCUGCACGAGAUGAUCCACGCGCUGCUGUUCGUGACGCAGAACAACCGAGACCGCGACGGCCACGGGCCCGAGUUCUGCAAGCACAUGAACCGCAUCAACAAGGAUGCCGGCACCAGCAUCACCGUGUACCACAACUUCAACGACGAAGUGGACGUGUACCGCCAGCACUGGUGGCGCUGCGACGGCCCCUGCCAAACGCGCAAGCCCUACUUCGGGUUCGUCAAGAGGGCCAUGAAUCGGGCCCCCUCGGCCCUGGACCCCUGGUGGGGGGACCACCAGAGGACGUGCGGGGGCAACUACACCAAAGUGAAGGAGCCCGAGGGCUACGGCAAGAAGGAGGCCAAAAAAGACAGAAAGAUGCUCGUCAUUGAAAAAUCUGCGGGAGCUCGGGACAUUCGGGACGUGAUCGCGUUCAGCGGCAAAGGCUUCGUCCUGGGCGGGAAUCCCUCCUCCGCGUCUUACUCCCCAGGCCCCGCCUCCUCCUCUGUCAGUAAACCCGUCACGCCUUCGCCUCCAGCUCGAGUCGUUCCCGCGGUCAGACCGCCGGCGACGCAGGGCCACAAGACGCUCGCCAAGAAGUCGGUCGGUAACACUAGCGUGUUUGUCAACAUUAAUGGAUCGCCGGUCAGGAUCGCCAAGCCUCAUGGCGGACGCGGCGACGACGACGACGGCGUUGGCGGUCGUGACGUCGGGGGCUUCGCUGGCCGCAGCGGCAUUAGUGGUCCCGGCAUUGGCGGCGGUGUUGGUGGAGGCGACGGCGGUCACGGUGUUUUUAGUCGAAGGGUUGGCGGCAGCGACGUUGGCUGUCGUGGCAUGGGCAGCGUUGGUGGCGGUCGCGGCGCUGGCGGUGGCAAGAAUGAAGAUCCGAAUAGACUGAAGCAGACGUCCAUUGGUAUUUUCUUCAACAACAAGUCGACAAAUUCAUUCAUCACAGACUCACCAAUGAAAACAAAUUCCACGACUUUGACUUCAGUCGCUCCAUCGGCUUUUAAUAAUCAUCUUAAUUACGAUAAAUUGACCUCAUCGCCUUCUCCGUCCGAGCGUCCGGGCAACGCCGCCGCUACCACGCCUCAGUGGAAGAAGAAGAGACCUCUGGACGACUCGGCCGGCGUCUUCGAGCUCUUCAACAAGAGGCUGAAGAUGGAAUCUGAAGGACACGAGGACUCGACGCCAACGAGUAUCUACGCCGCCGCAUCGUCGUCGUCUUCUGUGGCGGUGACGGUCCGGUGUCCCGUGUGUCAGGCCGGCGUGCAGGAGUCCGACAUCAACGAGCACCUGGACUCCUGCCUCUGCUGAAACAGCAGAAUGACCAGAGGUCGUAGGUCAUUAUUAGUUCCUGUGUUUGUCGUUUCCGCGCUGCGUCACACUGACAGCUGUUCCUAAUAUUGUGACAGUCAUGUCGCUUGAGAAAAGUAUUGAAAAUUCAAGUCGAGGUCUUUAUUUUAACAAGUGCAUUUCUAAUGAGCAUGUAUGGCAGUGUUACUUAUAGUGAGGCUUCAAGUAUUCAUUUGUUACAGGUACAGGCUUUUAUUGGAGAGGAGAUCUUCACAAAUGCAAUCAUCAAAUUAUUUGUUUGUUAGAGUUAAGGCGUAAAUUCGAGAAAAGGUCUCCCUUUGAAGAAAUAUUUAGUGGUCUUGUCAAGUGAAGUCCAAGUGCAUUCAUUUUGUUGGAGGCGAGGUGUUUAUUGGAGAGGAGGUGUUUAUUUUAACAAAUGUAUUUUUGAUGAUAAUAUUCAGGUAAGGCAUUUCGGAGGUCUUUAUUUUAAGAGCUGAUAACGAUAAGAUUUUUUAACAUGAUCCCAAAAUGAUUCCAUUUCUUAGAAGUAAGGCACUUAUUAGAGGCCAGGUCACAAAAUGUGUCUCGCAAAAGAAUUCUUUGAGGCUUUACGAAGCAGGAGAAGAUCAAAAUAUUAGAAAACGCCAUCAGUGUAAUGCAGUACAAGAAACUACAUCCACAAUUAUAAUAGUAAUAUAAUAAAAAUAAUGUGUUUGGGGGACAGUUGAAGUGUUUUGCACUAAAUAUCCAGUUUGAAAGUCCAUGUGUUUAUCAUGUUUACCAUUAUUACUGAGACACGUUUUGCCUUUAAAAACAAAAAAGUUACGCGUUGGUUUCUACUUGAAGUCUUUUUCAAUUGCUGUUUAACAUCAAAUAUAGCUUUUAUAUAUUUGUACCAGUUCACUUUUAUGUGUUUUCACAGUUUGAAAUGUUAAUAAAGUUUUGUUCUUUAUUCAA